Messenger RNA from Pestalotiopsis fici W106-1, 936 nucleotides. RefSeq lists its product as uncharacterized. Bases 1 to 936 code for a protein of 311 amino acids. Lineage: Eukaryota; Fungi; Ascomycota; Sordariomycetes; Amphisphaeriales; Sporocadaceae. The record is from RefSeq and is a predicted model, not a curated record. The transcript is spliced from 5 exons.
AUGAGCAUCUGCCAUCCUCCGCCAACUCUCACAGAGGCCAAUUUGCCAGAUCAACAUGGAAAGGUUUUCAUAGUCACUGGGAGUUCAAGCGGCUUUGGCAAAGAGCUCGCCAAAAUCUUGUAUCAACGACACGCAAAGGUGUACAUUGCCGUCCGAUCCGAGAGUAAAGCUCGCGUUGCCAUCGAAGAACUACGAUCUCUGUUGCCCCACUCACAGGGCGAGCUCUUAUAUCUGCACCUCGACCUUGCGGAUCUUGUGUCAGUCAAGGCAUCUGCCCUGGACUUCAUCAGCCGGGAGAACCGCUUGGAUGUACUUUGGAACAAUGCAGGUGUGAUGCUUCCUCCCGAGGGCUCCAAAACCGUUCAGGGGUUUGAGCUUCAGCUCGGGGUCAAUGCUCUCGCCACCUUGCUAUUCACGCUCUGGCUCCGUCCGCUUCUGGUCGCCACUGCGGCAAAGUCGCCCGCCAACUCGGUCAGAGUGGUUUGGGUAUCCUCAAUGGCCGCCAAGCGCGCGCCCAAGCCGCCGAUUGAUUUCUCCAACAUGCGUCAUGAGAGGUUUGACGAAGGUCAACAGACCAAAUACAGCAGAAGCAAAGCAGGUAUGGUCUUGCUUGCAGCAGAGUUUGGAAACCGAGUUGCAAGUGAUGGGGUUGUCAGCAUUAGCCUCGAACCGGGUAUAGCCAAGACGGAACUUCAACGCAACAUGCCUGCCGCUCAGAGGCUCCUGGUGAGUGUUGGUGGAUAUGAGCCAAUAAAAGGAGCAUACACCGAGUUGUUUGCUGGGCUGAGUCCCGAAAUCACGCUCCAAAAUCAAGGGCUCUGGGUGGUUCCGAUCGGUCGCUUGCAACCAUAUCGCAAGGACCUUCUCGACGAAAGUCUUCGUAUCAAGUACUACGAGUGGGCAGAGUUGCAGAUCCGGCCUUAUAUGGACAUUUAG